UACAGUGUGUCAUUGUCUCACGAAAAUAUAUUAAACAGGAUCGUCGUGGCGAAUGCUCGGUCAGCAAUUCACUGGGAAAAUAAUCAUCCACGUGUACGGCCACGGAGUGGCUGAACGAAUCACCCAAUAACGCAGACCUAUAUAACUAAACGCUCUGUCUUCACAAACUCCUAGACGCUUGAAAUUCAGCAACAACAGCAGCAAAGAAAAUAACACGACCAACUAAUGGCGGAAAAAUCGUUCAAAUAUGUCAUCAUCGGCGGUGGUGUUUCAGCUGGAUAUGCUGCCCGCGAGUUUGCAAACCAAGGAGUUAAGAAAGGAGAGCUGGCAAUUAUCACCAAAGAGGCGGUGGCUCCAUAUGAACGUCCUGCACUAAGCAAGGGAUACUUGUUUCCCGAGGGGGCUGCUAGGCUCCCUGGGUUCCAUACAUGUGUUGGAAGUGGAGGGGAGAAACUGCUUCCCGAGUGGUAUGCUGGUAAAGGAAUAACAUUAUUUCUUAGCACGGAUAUAGUGAAAGCAGACCUUGCUUCAAAAACUCUAGUCAGUGCGGCUGGAGAUACCUUUAAAUAUGAGUCUCUCAUAAUUGCAACUGGUUCCACAGUACUGAGAUUAACAGAUUUUGGUGUACAAGGGGCUGAUUCAAAAAACAUUUUAUACUUAAGAGAAAUUGAUGAUGCUGAUAAGCUUGUGGAAACCAUUAAGGCUAAGAAAAAUGGAAAGGUUGUCAUCGUUGGCGGAGGAUAUAUCGGUCUUGAGCUUAGUGCAGUCAUGAAGCUUAAUAAUUUGGAUGUCACAAUGGUUUACCCAGAACCAUGGUGCAUGCCCCGCCUUUUCACUGCUGACAUUGCUGCAUUCUAUGAGGAGUAUUAUAAAAACAAGGGAGUGAAAAUAAUUAAAGGAACAGUAGCAGUUGGAUUUAAUAGCAACGAUAAUGGGGAGGUGAAGGAAGUGAAGCUUAAGGAUGGUAGGGUGUUGGAAGCGGACAUUGUUGUUGUUGGUGUUGGGGCAAGACCACUCACGACACUCUUUAAGGGUCAAGUUGAAGAGGAUAAAGGUGGAAUAAAGGCUGAUGCAUUCUUCAAGACAAGUGUUGCUAAUGUAUAUGCUGUUGGUGAUGUUGCAACUUUCCCCAUGAAAAUGUACAAUGAUAUUAGAAGAGUUGAGCAUGUUGAUCAUGCGCGUAAAUCUGCUGAACAGGCAGUAAAGGCAAUUUUUGCAAGUGAACAGGGAAAAACAAUCGAGGAAUAUGACUACCUUCCAAUGUUUUACUCGCGUUCUUUUAACCUGUCAUGGCAAUUCUAUGGUGAUAAUGUUGGCGAUGCUGUAAUCUUUGGCGACAACAGUCCAAAAUCAGAUAACCCCAAGUUUGGGUCAUACUGGAUCAAGGAUGGAAAGGUUGUGGGUGCAUUUUUGGAGGGUGGUUCUCCUGAUGAGAACAAGGCUAUCGCCAAAGUGGCAAGGGUGCAACCUGCGGCAGACAGUCUGGAUGUAUUGGCAAAGGAAGGCCUCGCAUUUGCUUCGAAGAUUUAAAAUUUGAAAUUUUAAGACCGAGCAAGUUUACUAAAAUUAUUUGUCUGCCCUUGAUUUUCAAUAUGUUACACUGUUUGCUUUCUAGAUUUCUCAAGGACAAAGUACUUGCACUUGUAAUUGACUUCAGCAUUGAUACUAUUGGUUUGUACAAAUAAUAAUUAUCAUAAAAACUAAAGGCAUUGUAUCGAUUUUACUCUUA
Molecule: messenger RNA, 1729 nt
Organism: Daucus carota subsp. sativus
Lineage: Eukaryota; Viridiplantae; Streptophyta; Magnoliopsida; Apiales; Apiaceae
Product: monodehydroascorbate reductase
Exons: 10
Coding region: 226-1530 (434 amino acids)
Cellular component (GO): cytoplasm
Molecular function (GO): oxidoreductase activity, acting on NAD(P)H; flavin adenine dinucleotide binding
Source: RefSeq, a predicted model, not a curated record